Molecule: messenger RNA, 1572 nt
Organism: Cyphellophora europaea CBS 101466
Lineage: Eukaryota; Fungi; Ascomycota; Eurotiomycetes; Chaetothyriales; Cyphellophoraceae
Exons: 4
Coding region: 1-1572 (523 amino acids)
Biological process (GO): transmembrane transport
Cellular component (GO): membrane
Molecular function (GO): transmembrane transporter activity
Source: RefSeq, a predicted model, not a curated record
AUGGCGGGCCUCAAGGAAGAGAUCUCCGUUACGGAGCAGUACCCUAUUGAUCCCGAGAAUGUCAACUUACCACCAGAGAAGGCCGGCACCAAGUCCGACCAGCAGGACAUGUGGCGCAUGGGCAAGGCGCAAGAGAUGAGGAGGAACUUCCGUUUCGUCUCCAUAUUCGGCUUCACCAUGCUGGUCAUGUGCUCAUGGGAGACAAUGUUGGGCACCUCUAUCAUCGGUCUUAUCAAUGGCGGUACAGCCGGCUUGAUCUGGCUUUUCCUGGUCUCGUGGGUUGGUUUCCUGGCGGUCAAUACUUCCAUGGCGGAGAUGGCCUCUAUGGCACCAACCUCUGGCGGACAAUACCAUUGGGUUUCGGAAUUCUCGCCAAGGAAGUACCAGAAGUUCAUGAGCUUUGUCACCGGCUGGCUCUGUGUGCUAGGGUGGCAGACCGGAGCUGCCAACACAGCUUUCCUCGCCGGAACUCAGAUUCAAGGCCUCGUGACGCUCAACAACCCAGACUAUGUCCCGGAGAAGUGGCACGGCACCCUUCUCACCUUCGCUGUUGCGUCCUUCUCGGUCUUCUUCAACACAUUCCUCGUCAAGAAGCUGCCACUUGUCGAAGGUAUUGUUCUCAUCAUCCACAUCUUCGGCUUCUUCGCUGUCCUGAUCACUCUCUGGGUUCUUGGACCACGCGGCGACGCUUCUCAAGUCUUCACGACUUUCAACAACUACGGUGGUUGGCCAACUGACGGCCUUUCAGCCAUGGUUGGCAUCUUGGCAGUUAUGAUUCCUCUGCUAGGGGCUGACGGCGCAGUCCAUAUGUCAGAAGAGCUCCGAGAUGCCGCCCGGACUCUGCCAAAAUCUAUGAUCUUGACCACGAUCUGCAAUGGAGCCAUGGGCUGGAUCAUCCUUAUUACCUUCUGCAUGGUGCUGGGAAACCUUGACGAUGUCAUUUCCUCACCCACCGGUCAGCCAUACAUUGCAGUCUUCUACAACGUCACCGAGAGCUAUGCGGGAGCUUCAGUCCUUUCUGCCCUGGUCAUUGUGAUGGCUAUGUUCUGCAAUCUCUCCAUCACCGCAACUGCAUCUCGCCAACUCUUCGCCUUCGCCCGUGACCAGGGUGUACCUUUCGCCCAAUUCUUUGCCGAGGUUCGGCCAGGCUGGGAUGUACCCAUGAAUUCGAUCAUUGUGUCGUUCGUGGUAUCCUGCCUGCUAUCCAUCAUCAACAUCGGGUCGACGAUCGCUCUCAACAACAUUACCAGUCUGUCACUCUGCGCCAUUUUGUCCUCAUAUAUCAUUUCGAUCGGCUUGGUCUUCUGGCGACGCAUCACCAACCGGCCACUGCUACCCGCCCCAUUCACUCUGAGUAAGCCUGUGGGUCUUUUCCUGAAUGCACUAUCAUUGGCGUUCUUGUUGAUUGCAUUUGUAUUCUCGUUCUUUCCUGGUACCAACCACCCCAAUGCUGAGCAGAUGAACUGGGCGAUUUUGAUCUAUGGAGCAGUCAUGGUCUUUGCACUGCUCCAUUAUGUGAUCAAGGCGAGACAUGUCUACGACGGACCCGUGGAGUAUGUGAGGAAGCUGUGA